AUGCGACCUCUAACUCUUCAUGUAUCUGCACUCAACGAUCUUGAGUACAACUUAUAUACUUCAGCUCUCAAUGAUCUUGCAGCCUCACCUAAUACCACCACCUUCUAUGAUGAUGCCCACUAUGAGGCUAUGUCCGUUGGUAUCCGCGAAGUCAGAGCUUGGCUACGAGGGAGAUAUCCUCAUCUGCUAGCUGCUGAUAUUGACGAGAUCUUGAAACUGUUCUACCCAAACAUGCUCCACACAGAUUGUCUCACCGGCGGCCAGUUCUUUGCUGCACUCAGACUUGUCCUUCACGCUGCGUCAGGUAAAGGCGUUGAUAGAACUCUAGCGUUUGUGCAAGCCCACCCAAUCUCAGAAAAAGUCCAUGACCAGUCCAGAUCAACUUCUCCCUCCAAGCCUCAAGUCCGCCCACCACUGUUUUAUCCCGACCAAUCUAAACAAUAUGCCACAUCCUCAAGCUCUUCCUCCCCAGACACAAAUCCCUUCCGCAAAUCGCUCGAGUCCGAUACGCACCACUCAUUAUCGUCUCUUCCAGAUCAAUGUGACACCCCUCCGGUCAUACCCUCACGUCCGCCACAGAAGAUCAGCCAUAAUCCGUUCUUGAUGCGUGACAAAGCAAAUGGGGCAGACCCUAUCAAUAAAUCGCCAGAGAGGCGGAAGGACGGCAAACUUCCACCGCUUCCUCCUCGAAAACCAGCGCCCUUGGUUGGCCCACCACGUCGCACAUCAUUAGCACAGCCUCUCGACGCAUCUGUUCUGGCACCAUUCCAUGCUCCUCAGAGUAUUAGACCAAGCCACAUCAUGAGUCCCCUAAUGAAACAAUCGCUGGAGGCUAGCAAACAAGGCCAGAACAUGAAACGUGUUGAAGAACAGCUAGACCGUGAGCGUGUUCUGCAGGUGCUCAAAACGACGUCAUCCGGUUCGUCUGCGAGCAGCAGGCCGCGCAGCCUAAGUCCCACAAAACAAUUCCGCAAAGGACUCGGGAGUCGUUCAUCUGGAUCUGAAGACACAUGCCCUGCACCUCCGCUUCCCCGCCGACGAACACCCAGCUCUCCGUCGUCAGCAUCAAGUUCGCUGCCCUCCAUCGACCAAGUAGCAAGUGCCACCGUAAACACUCAGUUCCCAUAUGUGCCCACCCUAUUCCGCCCACCACUUUCAAAUAGAAAAUCAAUACUUCCCGGAAACACCCUCUCAAUCACGACAUCAGACGGCUCGUCCCAUCUACCUGCGCCACCGACUCACCCGGAUCGUAGACCCACAAGCGACACGGCAGAGUCCCCCACGACCACCUCCACACGCGCCACGCGGUCCAAGUCAAUGCACCACGCCGCAACGCCCCCACUUCCCCCUCCUCGGCGAAAGCGUCCCGAGAGCAUCCAGGUCACUCCAGCAUCAAGUACAACGGAGCUCUCCUCACCCGUAUUUCCCUCGCAUGCACGAACAUCCUCAUUCCAAGGCCUCUCUCGUCAUCUCUCCCUCACGAGGGAUCGCGACACCACCGACGCCUCGCCAAUGUCCCACAUUCAGAAAACGAUCUCAAAUUUCCAGCUCAAGGCCCAGCCGAAACUGGAUGCGGCGCGGUACAAAGCCGAGGCAGGUCUCAGUCGGCGGGGGUUCGUUCACCAUUCGCAUAUUGGUGCGCCGGGGAGGUGGGUGGAGGAGGGCGAGCAGGGGCUGAUGACGGAUACCCGAUCGGAGGACGACGACGGCGCUCAUGUUGACCGUGAUCCGUAUACUGAGCCUUCCACUGACGACGAGCCGAGCUCAGGGGAAAACCUGGAGCGGAUGAAGAACAGUAGAGUACGCCGCGACUUUCCAAAGGAAGCAGACAACCUCAAGUGGCCGGCAGGUGAUGGAUGGAGACCUCUGUAG
Molecule: messenger RNA, 1872 nt
Organism: Suillus paluster
Lineage: Eukaryota; Fungi; Basidiomycota; Agaricomycetes; Boletales; Suillaceae
Exons: 3
Coding region: 1-1872 (623 amino acids)
Source: RefSeq, a predicted model, not a curated record